This is a messenger RNA of Lingula anatina, 5607 nucleotides long. RefSeq lists its product as uncharacterized. Gene Ontology annotation, cellular component: ciliary basal body; nucleus. The record is from RefSeq and is a predicted model, not a curated record. Lineage: Eukaryota; Metazoa; Brachiopoda; Lingulata; Lingulida; Lingulidae. Gene Ontology annotation, biological process: regulation of transcription by RNA polymerase II; motile cilium assembly. Gene Ontology annotation, molecular function: DNA-binding transcription factor activity, RNA polymerase II-specific; sequence-specific DNA binding.
AUGUCAUGUGAGUAGGAUACAGACUAAAGACUGCUGACACUUAGCAUUUCAAAGACUUCUGAAGAAAAUACCACUCACUGUGUUUGAUAUAUUUUAGAUGUGACUAAUGUAGAAAAAUUCCAAUAGAGGGCCCUGCCCAACGCAAGCCUUGGGCCAGGAACAUGGAAGUUGACUAUCCACCUCCUCAAAUUUGUAUGGAUCAGAGUUCUAAGGGAAAUGGGAAAAGUACUCCAAAUACCGAUCACUCCUAUAGCAGUGUCCUCGUAGAUGACUCACAUGUGGAUGAGAGCUGUAACGACUACAGUAUAAAACCAAAUUCCCAGAAUAAUGUGCAUCUUCAGGGGAAGCUUGAGAUGGAUGCUGGAGACAAUUUGUGUCAGGGAAAUAUUGACUCUGAGACAGGAUUAUACACUGAAGCAACUAUUGUAAUCAGCAAGCAAACAGAGGAUGGUAGGAUAAAAACACAGGAGGAACUACUAGGUACUACAGAAAAAUGUGCUGCCAAAGGUAAUGCAUUGUCACACAAUUGGGGACAGAUACAUAUAGUUAAAGAAAAUGAUGAACACUCAACUCCCCAGAACUUGAGAGACCCACAUCCUCAUUCAGUUGACCCCAUAGACACCUCAGAUAAUUUGAUAAAGGUGGAGAACUCUGGUAACAGUGCCAUAGAAGUGAAACAAUUGGAGUCGGAACACUGUUAUGGGAAGAACAGUAGAGAUUAUAAUCAGGAGAAUAAAACUAAUCAGAAUGUGGAGGGCAGUGAUGACACUGAUAUGGAGAUUGAUGUAGAGAUUGGAGUGGAAGAAGUAGAAGUGAAUACCCUGGAAAAUGUUGAUGAGGGAAGUGGCAUGGAGGUUGAAGAGGAAAAUCAAGUUCUGAUUGAUACAGAGGAAGUUGAAGUGUCAACAAAGGCAGAGGGUGGAAAAAGUAAUGCUCCAGGAAGUGCAUUGCAAACUCUCAAGGCACUGGCAACACCCUUCCAACAUUCAGAAACGAAGAGCUCCGAUGUUGACAGCAGGAUUCUGGCUUUGGUCAUCCACUCACUGGAGAAUGAGUCCCUUGCAGACCAUUCUCUGUACUCCUUUAUGACAGUGAGAGUGCAUUUAGUGAAUGGAAUAACUGGAAAACCAAUGCAAUGUCAAAAUGGGGAGAUGGUUUUACCUAGGAUGACAAAACCAUGGGACUUUAAAGUAAACAGAACGAAGACAGCUGUGUGGGAAGAACUUUGCCUCUUUAAAGAAAGUUACAAUUACGUCAUGGAAGAAAAGCAUCAGGCAGUUUUCCUGUUUGAGGUAAUGGAUGCUUCUAGUUUGAAUACUGCCAACCUGAAGAACCGGCUUGCAGUAGCUGGAGAAGGCAGGGUGAUAGCAUGGGGGUUCUUGCCAUUGACGAACAGUAAAGGAAAGGGGAGGAAGUGGUUACAAUUAUACUGGCCUCAAAAGAAAACACUAACAAAACAAGGAGAAAUUGAGGUCUUUCACUGGUACAAGUCAAAACAAGAAAGAUGCGUGUAUCCAGCCUCUCUGACUGUUUCUGUGAAUGGUGUCAUUCCUAGAAACAAUCUGAAGCCAUCCUGUAGCAACUUACCUCUGUCGAGAGAAAAUAUUCCAGGGGUAAAGAGAAGAAAAAAGAAGGAAAAAACUCAAACCCCCAUUUUAUGUCAAGAAGCUUAUAGCUUACUAAAACAAUCCCCUUCCAAGAGUGUAUAUAUUUUGAAUGUGGCUGGGUCUGGUGGGAUUGUACCCCUGGGAACCAAAGGUGCCCCCAACCCCAUGCCAGUGGCCCUGGCAAAGACUUCAUACCCAGAAUAUCAGGCUGGAAGAGGAGCAGUUGAACUUCCAAAAAAUGUGACAGCAUCGAGUCCACCACCACCAGUGGUCCCCAUGGCAGCUUCACCACCAGUGGUUCCCAUGGCAACUCCACCACCUGUGGUUCCCGUGGCAACUUCUACCACUGCAAUCCAGACUUAUGAUGGUGGAGGGGUAUCUCAGGGGGUAAAAAAUGCACCCCCCUGUCAGCUUGUAGUUCCCAGCAAUACUUCAUAUGUAAAUAACAAUAUCAUGGAUUACAAGGUUGCACCCCAAAGGUUACACCACUCAGCAGACAAUCCAGACAGCCUUUUGCAGCAGCCAUUGAGAACAGAAACAAGUCCCACUGCAGCAGACCAAAGUGGGCAAACCAAUAUGAUAUUAAAGGAAGAAAAUUCUCAUGGAGCCAUUCCGAAGAAUUGGAGUCCAAUAUCAGACAAUGCUGUACCUCUUGCAAAUCAAAUCAAAAAAACAGUGGUUUCCAAUACACCUAUUUUUUGUGAGAAAAUGUCAAGUGAUUUAGGGCCUGUAGGUACUCUUCUUUACAGUAUUGGAAUGGAUUUAGUGAAAGAGAGAGCUUGUAAAGGGCUGAUACGUUUGCAGACCAAAAAAUUGGAGGAAAAGAAACUGGAUGAAAAAGAAAAAGAGCAGCUUGAGCAGUUGAGGCAAUUUUAUUCUGAUACAAGACAAAAGAACCGUCAGCUACAUCUAAAGAAACAGAAGUGCCGGAAAUGUAAAUUCAAAACAGAAUCCCUGAAUGUAAUGGAAAAUCAUUUGGAAUAUCCGCACAUGCAAGGGACAUACAUGAAUUGUUCCUUCUGUAAUUAUGGCACCAGCCAAAGCUUAACUUCAGCAUUUACCCAGCACGUGAAAAAGAAACACAAAAAGCAACCACGUGCCAUGCCAAAAUCAGCACCUCAUCAGUGCCCAUUGUGCUCUUAUGAUAAUAUCCAUUCACUCCGUGUUUCGCAGCAUUUGGCAUUAUGUCGAAAAACUUUUAAUUUUGCCAAAAACUUAGCCCCAGAACCAAAUUUUUUGCACCACUCCCUUAGUCUUGAUUUCAUAAAGAAGCCAAAAGCAAACCAACCCAGUAGUGUCCCUCAUCGCGAUCCCAAUCAGAUGUCAAUUCAACCAAGAAUUUUGAACAAAUCAUGUUUGAAAAAAUCAAAGACAGUGAAGGAGCAACUAUCUGGUGUAGCUGUUUCAAAUAAAUGCCAGUCGUCAAAUGUUGCAUUCAAGUCCUUAGGUUCUCAACCCAAUAAGACUAAUGUUUUUUUAAACAGUAAAGUUCCCUUCACGCGGGACAACAAUGGCUGUUUUACAGUUUUACAGUUCAAACAAGCAACUCCAACUGUACAACAGACGAAUGUCAAUACAGCCAAGCUGUUAAAUUACCAAAUUGGGCCUGCGGUUGGCAUGAUCAAGCCAGUGGCUCCAUCUAUCCAGCAAAUUUCAACCAGACAACCUAUUAGCCAAUCUGGUGUACCAUUGACAUCAGGGACAUCAGGUUCAAUUGGCGUGCCUGUGGGCAUCAUCAGGGCAAUCAUCAACCCGGCUGCUGGGGUGCAGCCGAUAGGGUCAGGUUUGCAGGUAUUUAAGAUAAAUGAUCAGCUCUUUACCUCAGCUGGCAAAUCCCUAAUCCCAGUGAAAACAGCAGCACCAGUGGGGAUUAUUAAGUUGAGUGACCCACAGACAGCAACUACAGCUAGUGGUGCUUUGUCCAUAGUUCAAGGAGCCCAAGUGCAUGGAAACCCAAAUACCCAAAAUCAAAAUCUGUCAGGGGUGGCAUCAACAACUAUUCAGUCAAAGCUACCACCAGUCAAUAUCCAGUCAGUGGUUCCAUCAAAAAGUAUCCAGCUGAAGCUACCACCAACCAAUAUCCAGUCAGUGGUUUCACCAACCAAUAUCCAACUGAUGGAAGAACCUACCAGUAUCCAGUCAGUGGUUCCAACCAGUAUCCAGCUGAAGGUACCACCUACAAAUAUCCAGUCAUUGGGGUCACCAGCCAGUAUCCAACUGAAGGUACCACCUACUGAUUUCCAGUCAGUGGUUCCACCAACCAGUAUCCAACUUAAUGUACCACCUACCAAUAUCCAGUCAGUGGUUCCAACAACUAGUUUCCAGCCAAAGGUAGAACCUACCAAUAUCCAGUCAGUGGUUCCAACAACUAGUUUCCAGCCAAAGGUAGAACCUACCAGUAUCCAGACAGUGGUUCCACCAACCAGUACCAAGUCAGUGGUUUCACCAACCAGUAUCCAGCUAAGGGGAGAACCUUCCAGUACCCAGUCAGUGGUUCUACCAACCAGUACCCAGUCAGUGGUUCCACCAAAUAGUUUCCAACUGAAAGAAGUACCAACCAGUAUACAACCAAAAAUGCCACCAAAGUUUAUUUAUGUACAGCCAGAAGUUAUAGCAACCAAUGCUGCAAGUCUCAAGCGUCCUUCUCCUGUUGAAAAUUCUCAAGAUGCCGGAGCCAAAAAAUGUGCUCGAUUGGACCAAGAGUAUAUUGUGUGUGAACUAUGUGAUGGAUAUGUCAAAAAUAAUGAUGCAUUGAGACUUCAUUUUCGUAAUGUCCACCAAAUUGAAAUAUUUCCUAAGAAAAUUAUUACAUGCGCCAUAUGCAAUUACUCAUUCUGGACCUCAAGUGGUUGGAGGAAACACAUCACAAAUGCCCAUGCCCAGAAUGGGUGCUACCUGUGCAGAGAGUCCUGGUCUGGUGAUCUGGUCUCACAUCUGUUCUCUGCCCAUGGAGUCGAUUACCAGGAUGUCCUGAAAUUGAACAAGUGCAUCGGCUGUGGACAGGCGUUCUACUCUGAGAAACAGUUAAAGGCACAUAUGACCGUGUACCAUGGGCUGGACUUGUGGGAAAUGAAUUUGAAUGCCAAGAAAAUGAAACGAAAUCGUUCUACCAUUCGCUCUCCAGCAGAACAUCUUGCACAGCAAGGGUGCAAACAAUGUGGAAUAGAAGCUUUCCCUGACAUCCAGCACUAUUGCCAACACUUUAAAGUUACACACGGAGGCUUUACAUGUAACCAUUGUGUCAUUAAGCUAUCCUCAGUGCAUGCCCUGGGAAUGCACCUUUUCAAGAGCCACCAAGUGAAAUUGUUCAUGUGUGACAGGUGUUGGUUCAGGACCUCCUAUGAACAUACCUUGCAGCAGCAUUCCAUGAGUUGUCAGAAAAAGACUGUGCAGACUCCAGUACCUAUUGGUGGCAUUGGUCGCUCCUCUCAUCUCCGGCUGCUUCCGCUGCACCACAGGAAGUGUGAAGUACGGGUCAAGAGACUAACGCGUGAUGAGAUUGCUAAAUACACCAGCAGGUUGUGAUUUUCUUUGUUUCACCUGUUUAGUUAUCAACUGAAAUUGUAUGCAAUGGCUUUUAUGUGAAAUAUUUUUUUCUAGGGUUGUAAAAAUAAUAGACCUUUUUCAGAUGGUUUAUAUAUAUGUUAUGCUGGCUUGGUAUAAGGAGUGGGUUAAUUUUUUUUUAUAUUCUGCUACUGUUUCUUGUCCAAAUUUUCUAACAGAAACUUGUUAAAUUUCUGAAUUAACAGCUUUAAAAUAUUCUUUGAGUUAACAAAAGGAUUCAUCUCAAGUUGAAUAUUGUUGAAAGUCUUUCACAUCCUUUUGCUGUAUCAGUUGAAUCAUAUUAAAAAAUUCUGGCAAUAUUAAGUUAUGUUUAAAUAAUUGUUAUUGUUGUUUGGCAUCACCAGAGUUGAAAGACUUUGAGAUAUACGUGUAAUUUUUUAAAAAUUUCUUUUGCUCUUGUUCAUGAUGAAAAUAGAUUUAGGGACCAUUCCCAGAC